UUAAUCUCCGAGCACAUUUGGACACACACGUACAAACUGGUUUGGACCCGAAAAUAUUACUAAACAACCACACAAGUGAGGGUAUUUCAGUCAGUCCACCAUAAACUAUUUGUUCUAGUUCAUCCCCCAAAGCCGUCGUUCUGCUCGGCCAUCUCUUCCUCCUGAGCUUUCGUUCUUCCGACUGUUAUACAUAGAGUGCUUUCGCUAUUCAGGCAUAACAAUAAGAUAUGGCGCUGAGGAGAAAAUUGGGGGAGAGUUCGAAUUUCAGUUGCAAAAUGAUGUUGAGCUUUUCGAGGUAUUACAACUCAGACAAAGUGGACUUAAAGAAGCUGAGGCCUAUGAUUCUAAAGAGAAUCCAGGACCGAGCUAAGGACUAUCCGGUGCAGAGCAUGAUACCAGUGGCCGAGGAGGUCCUUAAUUCCCGGAGGCUUCUUAUUCAAGGCGUCUCUACCCUUCUCAAAGUGAUCCCAGUUGUGGCCUGCAAGUUCUGUCCAGAAGUACACAUUAGCGAUAAAGGUCACUUAAUUCAGACUUGUUGUGGUUUCAAACGUUGUGGCAGAAAUCGGGUUCACGAGUGGAUAACUGGUAGUUUGAAAGAUGUACUUGUUCCAGUAGAGGCAUUUCACUUGAAGCACAUGUUCCAGGGUGUUAUCAAACAUAACCAAAGGUUUGAUUAUGACCGUGUUCCUGCAGUUGUUGAGCUGUGCUGGCAAGCAGGGGCAAAUGAUGAAAAUCUGUAUUCCGGUACUUGGAACCCAGAAAGUGAUUGUGUUGCUGUUGAAGGAGCUGAGUCAUUGUCACCUGCUGAACUCACUCUCGUUGCCAAUGGAACUUUGAGGGCCUGGGAAAUACUUAGAAAUGGCGUGAAGAAAUUGUUGAUGGUUUAUCCAGCGAAAGUGUGUAAAGACUGUUCAGAAGUCCAUGUUGGGCCAUCUGGGCAUAAGGCGAGGCUUUGUGGACUUUUUAAGUAUGAGCGUUGGCAAGGAACCCACUUUUGGAGAAAAGCAUCUGUAAAUGAUCUUGUUCCUCCAAACAUUGUAUGGCGGAGGAGGCGUCAAGAUCCUCCUGUGCUUUUGAAUGAAGGAAGGGGCUAUUAUGGGCAUGCUCCAGCAGUAGUAGAACUAUGCACACAGGCAGGUGCUAUUGUGCCUUCAAAGUAUCGUUGUAUGAUGAAAGUAGAGGGUUUAACUUCAGUUGUAAAUCAAGGUUUACCCCCUCCGCCAUUUAACCUGACAGAACCAUACAGGUUACUCCAUCCGAAAGAUCAUGUCUAAAUGCAGUUGAUAUUGUGGGAAGUUAAUCACUAGCAGAAGCUCCCUUCUGUAGUAUUACAUAACUGAGAUGGAUAGUAAUCUAAAAUCGGAAGUUGAAGCCUCAAAGAAGCUCUAUAUGACAUUGAUUAAUCACACUGAUUGUAGCCAUCAGAUUAAUGGGGAUGGAGUUUGAAAUACGAUCCACAUCUAUAUUGUUUUUGAUUACUUUGAUGAUUGGUCCAGUCACCUUCUUGUGUUUAACACAGUUACAUGAGCGAAGAAUUGAAGAUUCUAUUAACAAUCAAACAUGAGUCAUGAAGAUAGCUCAGUGAAAAUGGCGAAUAUUGCACCGUUCACUUGGAGCAUGUAAGAGCUGAGAAACUUAUAGUUCCGUUCUUUUUCUGAGGGAUGGUUUUUUGUAGGAAAGUUGCUCCAGAAAACAAUGAGCCAAGAGUGAAAGGGAGGCAGGCUAGACACUGGAAAUUAAAGUAAGCCUCUUGUACUUUGGUGCCAUUAUAGAUGGUUAAUACAAAAUGAUAAUAACCGAAAUACUUAUUGCAGUUGAUGUAAUUUUUACUGUUCUAGUGGUUUUUAAUUAUAACUAGUCCCAAAUUUUGAUUUUCA
This is a messenger RNA of Rosa chinensis, 1877 nucleotides long. Its product is annotated as APO protein 4, mitochondrial. The record is from RefSeq and is a predicted model, not a curated record. Lineage: Eukaryota; Viridiplantae; Streptophyta; Magnoliopsida; Rosales; Rosaceae. The transcript has 3 exons. Gene Ontology annotation, molecular function: RNA binding. Bases 228 to 1274 code for a protein of 348 amino acids.